Molecule: messenger RNA, 962 nt
Organism: Lytechinus variegatus (green sea urchin)
Lineage: Eukaryota; Metazoa; Echinodermata; Echinoidea; Temnopleuroida; Toxopneustidae
Exons: 3
Coding region: 233-748 (171 amino acids)
Source: RefSeq, a predicted model, not a curated record
ACCGGUUCAAGUUCGUAUUGUGUAUUGUUCAGAUUAUUGUGUCGAUGGAAUAUUUUUUCAUGUGAUCGACAAAUAAACCGAUAUUUGGAACAGGAAAAUGUGAUGUUGUACACCUAUAAUAAACAUGUGAUAUCAUCAUUUUCAUUGUGAAUAUUAUUGGCAGCAAAAUGAGCAUCAUACAUGGCGUACGAGAAUAAAGAACUAAAACCGGAGGAAAAUUCUUGAGAGGAAAAUGUGUGACGAGGAGAACAGAGUAUCACGAGGAGAAAUAAAAGAAUCAUGGUGGGGAGACUCAUCUUCAUACACCGGCCCCAUGGCGUUUUUCGACUACGUUCUUCUAGUUAUCGCUGGUUUUAUCAUCAUGGUGAUUAUCAUCUGUAUUUUUCGAAAAUGUUCAUGCGAUUUCAUCAAGGGUGAAAGCUCCGAUACCGAGUCUAGGAACGAUAGCACAGACGAUCUUCGAAUAAUUCAGGAUGAUUAUCAACCUGAAACAUGUUCGUCGGUCGACCUUCAUCAUCUAAGCCAUCAUAACUUCAGAGUGUUAGAGGAAUACUCACAGCGUAUUGCACAGGUGAUGCAAGGACCACCACCGUCAUAUGAUGAGGCUAUCAAGGAUCGACCUCCCGCUUGUCGUCCUGAUGGUAUGGUUGACGAUAGAAUUGUAUCGACAUCGAUGACCUCCUCACAUUCACAACACCCGUUUGAACAAGAUGAUGGAGAUGAUAUCUCUCUCUUGUCAAGAAACUGAUGACAGCAACCGCUGUUAUUAACCUGAAUGGAUUCUUAAUUGGAAACCCAAAAGAGGGAUUCUUUUUGUGAAAUGUGUGUAGUCUUACUAGAAUUAUAAUUAAGAGACGUGACAUUCUGCAUGAAAAUAAACUUUUGACUUUUCAAGUAAAGCAAUGGAAGGAACAAGCUAUAUUGUAAUCAAAUUAAAAUUAAAACCACCAUCUUCUACUCUU